AUGGUGGGUGAGGACGGAGACCUUGAAUUCGAUCCUCAGUUCCACGGUUAUGACUCCAACAUGGACGACAGCAGAGACAACAAGAAGAACCGUUUCUCCAACACAAUGGUCUUCAUGGAGGAAUAUCUGAACAACGUCCUGAACGAUGAGCUGCCCUUUCACAACGAGGAGAAAAACAAACUCACAUACGAGGUGGUGAGUUUGGCCAGACAUUUGAUCUACUUUGGUUUCUACAGUUUCUUUGAGCUGCUCAGACUCACCAGAACUCUGCUGGGCAUCAUCGACUGUAGACCCAACCCUGGAUAUGCUGGGGUCUUAUUCCAUGAUGAUGGAUCAGGGAAAAACGUCAAGCGCUCCAUACAUGGGAUGGGUCAGAUUAUGUCCACCAUGGUCCUUAACAGGAAGCAGUCCAUAUUUGGAGGUGCAGGAGCCAGAGGGGCGGGGGCGGGAAAUGCGCUUGAAGGACAGAGAGGCAGUAAAGAUAGUAUCGAAAAUAUGGACCUGACUGUGAUGGACACCAAGCUGAAGAUACUGGAGAUAUUACAGUUCAUCCUGAACGUUCGUCUGGACUACCGCAUCUCCUUCCUGCUGUCAGUGUUUAAGAAAGAGUUUGUGGAUGUUUAUCCCAUGGCUGAUGCCGACGCCACCACCAAUUUGGAGCACGCAGCCACCAUCAACCUGCAGCACAUUGGAGAGCAGGCUGAGGCUAUGUUUGGAGUCGGGAAAGGGAACAGUAUUUUGGAGGUGGAUGAUGAAGGCGGUCGGAUGUUCCUGAGGGUUCUGAUCCACCUCACCAUGCACGACUACCCUCCUUUAGUCUCUGGAGCCCUGCAGCUGCUCUUCAGACACUUCAGCCAGAGACAGGAGGUGCUGCACACCUUCAAACAGGUCCAGUUGUUGAUCACGUCGCAGGAUGUAGAAAACUACAAGCUGAUCAAGGCGGAUCUGGACCGACUCCGAACGCUGGUGGAGAAAUCUGAACUGUGGGUGGAGAAGAAGAGCUCAGGUGGAGGCGACGGGAAGAAAGACAAGAAGGACAAGAAGGAGAAAGGGGAGGGGGCAUCAGAGGACGCUCCCCCCAAGAAAGAGAAGCUGGAGAAGGGCAACGAGAACUACCAGAAAGUCAAAGAGAUCCUGGAGAGGUUGAAUAAGAUGUGCAGCACAGGAGUCUGGAAGAAGCAGCAGAGGCUCCUGAAGAACAUGGGCGCUCAUAAAGUCAUGCUGGACCUCCUGCAGGUGUCCUACGACCAGAGUGAUUUGAAGAUGCUGGAGAUCAUCAGGUACACUCACCUGUUCCUGCAGAAGUUCUGCACGGGGAACCAGGAGAACCAGGCUCUGCUGCAUAAGAACCUCAACCUGUUCCUCAACCCGGGGCUGCUGGAGGCGGAGACGGUUCAGCACAUCUUCAGCAACAACUACCAGCUGUGCAGCGAGAUCUCAGAGAGCGUCCUGCAGCACUUCAUCCACUGCCUAGCAACGCACGGUCGCCACGUGCAGUACCUCAACUUCCUGCACACCAUCAUCAAGGCCGAGGGCAAGUACGUGAAGAAGUGCCAGGACAUGAUCAUGACCGAGCUCACUAACUCCGGGGAGGACGUGGUGGUCUUCUACAACGACAAGGCCUCGUUCAACGUGAUGCUGGACCUGAUGGCCGAGAGUCGGGAGGGGGUCGGGGAGAGCAGCCCACUCAGGUACCACAUCUCUCUGGUGGAGCUGCUGGCAGCGUGCGCCGAGGGGAAGAACGUUUACACGGAGAUCAAAUGUACGUCUCUGCUUCCUCUGGAGGACGUGGUGCGAGUGGUGACGCACGAGGACUGCAUCACCGAGGUGAAGGUGGCGUACGUGAACUUUGUGAAUCACUGCUACGUGGACACAGAGGUGGAGAUGAAGGAAAUCUACACGUCGAACCACAUCUGGAAACUGUUUGAGGACUUCACCGUGGACAUGGCCAGGGUGUGUAACCAGCGGGAGAAGCGCCUCACUGAUCCCAUCCUGGAGAAAUACAUCAUCAACGUGGUGUUCGACACCAUCCACUCCUUCUUCAGCUCCCCGUUCUCUGAGAACAGCACGUCUCUGCAGACUCAUCACACCAUCGUCACCCAGCUCCUUCAGUCCUCUGUGCGGCUGCUGGACUGUCCCUGGCUGCAGCAGCAGCACCGAGGCCAGGUGGAGACCUGCAUCAAGACCCUCGCCAUGACAGCUAAGAGCCGCUCCAUCGCGCUGCCUCUGGACCUGGAGUCUCAGAUCAGCUGCAUGCUCUCCAGCUCCGCUCUCAACUCUCUGUCUCGCUCCAACCCGAACUACAAGUCCUCCUCCCGCUCCUCCAGACCCAUCGCCCCCAGCAACCCCUGGGACUACAAGAACAUCAUCGAGAAGCUGCAGGACAUCAUCAACACUCUGGAGGAGCGUCUGAAGCCUCUGGUGAACGCGGAGCUGUCGGUGCUCGUGGACGUCCUCCAUCAGCCGGAGCUGCUGUUCCUGGAGGGGACGGACGCCCGGCAGCGCUGCGAGUCGGGGGGCUUCAUCUCCAAACUGAUCCAGCACACCAAAGCGCUGAUGAACGCCGAGGAGAAGCUGUGUAUCAAAGUCCUGAGGACUCUGCAGGAGAUGCUGAUCCGCACUCUGGACUUUGAUGAAAAGGGAAUUUCCCUGCGGAAGGUUUUGCUGCAGAACUACUUGUUUCCAAACAAGAAAAACACCCCGAAGAACGACCUCUCUGAACUUGGAGCUUCAGGUGUGGAGCAGGAGCGCGACUGGGCGGCGGUCGCUGCGGUUCAGUGUCGUCUGGACAGAGAAGGAGGAACCAAGCUCUUCACUGACCUGGUGAUGAGCAGCAAGAACGACAAGAUCUUCCAGGAGUGCAUCCAGCUGGCCAUCUGCCUGCUGGAGGGGGGGAACACAGAGAUACAGAACUCCUUCUACAAACUGAUGAUGGGCGACAACAAGUCAGAGAAGUUCUUCAAGGUUCUCCACGACCGGAUGAAGGAGGCUCAGACGGACAUUAAAGCCACGGUUUCUGUUAACGUUGGAGAGAUGACGCACAAAGCCAACGAGAAGGAGCUGGAGACCGUGCUUCCCGUCGCAGUGGGUCACCCCAUGCUGGCCCCAGGUCAGUCCAUCGCCCCGGCGGUGUGCCCCCCCGCCCUGCCGGUCCCCGCUGCAGCGGAGCAGAGGGAGGUGGAGGCGGAGGUGGGCCCCGCCGUCACCAUCAUGAAGCCCAUCCUCAGGUUCCUGCAGCUGCUGUGUGAGAACCACAACCAGGACCUGCAGAACUUCCUGCGCUGCCAGAACAAUAAGACCAACUACAACCUGGUGUGUGAGACCCUUCAGUUCCUGGACAUCAUGUGUGGAAGCACCACCGGGGGCCUGGGGCUGCUCGGGCUCUACAUCAACGAAUCAAACGUCCACCUGAUCACUCAGACCCUGGAGACCCUCACUGAGUACUGCCAGGGCCCCUGCCAGGAGAACCAGACGUGCAUCGUGACCCACGAGUCCAACGGCAUCGACAUCAUCACGGCUCUGAUCCUGAACGACAUCAGUCCUCUGUGUCGGUACCGGAUGGAGAUGGUGCUCCAGCUGAAGGACAACGCCUCCAAGCUGCUGUUGGCUCUGAUGGAGAGUCGCCAUGACAGCGAGAAUGCAGAGAGGAUCCUGUUCAACCUCCGACCCCGAGAGCUGGUGGAGGUGAUAAAGAAGGCCUACCAUCAGGAGAGUGAGUAUGAGGGUGAGGACGUCUCCCCCCGUGAGGUCGGACACAACAUCUACAUCCUGGCUCAGCAGCUGGCGAGACACAACAAGAUGCUGCAGAACCUCCUGAAACCUCAGAAGAACAGCAAAGAGGGCGAGGAGGGGAUCUCCUCCAUGCUCAACCUGAACAACCGUCCUCUGUCCCAGAUGUUGAAGUCCACCGCUCCAGCUGUUGUGGUGGAGCAGGAUCCGCUGGAGUACUACGACCUGCUCACCUCACAGAUAGAGAUCGUCCGUGACGACCGCAGCAUGGAGCAGAUCGUGUUCCCGGUCCAUCCCAUCUGUGAGUUUCUGACCGAGGAGUCAAAGAUCCGAGUGUUCAACACCACGGAGCAGGACGAGCAGGGGUCAAAGGUCACAAACUUCUUCGAACAAACCUCCUUCCUGCACGGAGAGAUGGAGUGGCAGAAGAAGCUGAGGAGUAUGCCGGUGUUGUCCUGGUUCUCCGGGCGGAUGUCUCUGUGGGGAACUAUCUCCUUCAACCUCGCCGUCUUCAUCAACCUCAUCAUCGCUUUCUUCUACCCCUACGCCUCAGGACAAGUGGGGGCGAUCGACGACAACCUGCUGCUCAUGCUGUUCUGGAUCCUCACCGGGCUCUCCGUGCUGUGCUUGUUCUUCCAGCGCUACGGCCUGCAGCCCCUCACCAUCGCUCUGAUCCUCAGGUCCAUCUACCACGUGGGCAUCGGAAACACCCUCAUACUGCUGGGCUCUCUCAACCUGAUCAAUAAGGUGGUGUUUGUGGUGAGUUUUGUGGGAAACAACGGGACGUUUAUUAUGGGAUACAAAGCCAUGGUGAUGGACGUGGAGUUCAUUUACCACCUGGCCUACGUCCUCACCUCCACGCUGGGACUGUUCGUCCACGAGCUCUUCUACAGCAUCCUGCUGUUUGACCUGAUCUACCGGGAGGAGACUCUGUUCAACGUGAUAAAGAGCGUGACUCGUAACGGGCGCUCCAUCCUGCUGACGGCGCUGCUCGCCCUCAUCCUCGUCUACCUCUUCUCCAUCGUGGGCUUCCUCUGCCUGAAGGACGACUUCAUCAUGGAGGUCGACCCGCUGCUGCACCUCGCAGCUCCUCAGCAGAACGAAGCCUCUCAGGACUUCAUAAAGUCGUGCUCUGCAGACGGAGUCAGCUGCACCACGGAGACCGAAGCUCUCACCGUCACUGAGGAGGAAGAGGCGCCGACCUCGGAGCGGGCGUGCGACACUCUGCUGAUGUGCAUCGUCACCGUGUUGAACCACGGCCUGAGGAACGGAGGAGGAGUCGGAGACGUUCUCAGGAAACCAUCCAAGAACGAGCCGUUGUUUCCGGCCCGGGUGGUGUUCGACCUGCUCUUCUACUUCAUCGUCAUCAUCAUCGUCCUCAACUUGAUCUUCGGAGUGAUCAUCGACACGUUCGCCGACCUGAGGAGUGAGAAGCAGAAGAAAGAGGAGAUCCUGAAGACCACCUGCUUCAUCUGCGGUUUGGAGAGAGAUAAGUUUGACAAUAAGACGGUGUCGUUUGAAGAGCACAUCAAACUGGAGCACAACAUCUGGAACUACCUGUACUUCAUCGUGCUGGUGCGCGAGAAGAACAAGACAGACUACACCGGGCCGGAGAGCUACGUGGCUCACAUGAUCAAAAACAACAACCUGGACUGGUUCCCCCGGAUGCAGGCCAUGUCUCUGGUGGUGACGGACGGGGACGGGGAGCAGAACGAGAUGAGGAUGCUGCAGGACAAACUGGUCUCCACCAUGAAGGUGGUGCUGACCCUCACCCAGCAGCUGAUGGAGCUCAAAGAGCAGAUGACGGAGCAGAGGAAAAGGAGGCAGAGGAUGGGAUUUGUUGACGUUCAGGGAGGAGGGAGCGCUCCCAGCGCCGCGGGGGGGAACCACCAGAUCUACAAAUCAUAAAGAGAGACGAUGAUCUGAAACACAACAUAUCUGAGAGCCAAACAGCUGGACUGUCCUGCACAUGGUUAUCAUAAAGAGAACACUAGAGAGUAGCUGUACAACUGAUAUGUAUUUCACUAAAAGCACAUUUUUUGUUAGCUUUUAUUUUAAGAAUCUGCAGUCCGUGAACAGACAGAAGACUUGCUCUCAGUUUAAUGUAUCUUUUGGUUCAGUUAGAUAUGAAAAGCAAAACAGACCUAUGCAUGUACAAUAUAGACGUAUCUUUUAGACAAAGGACAUGAGAAUAAGUGACGGUUUUCUGUAGCUCAACCUGGAAGUUUCGGAUACUCACAACAAAUUUUUUUUAUAUAAUCGCCAAAAAUUAGUGCUAUUAUUGACCCAAAUAAUCCAACCUACAUUUGAAGUAUUAACCUAAAUGUAUGGUUUAUAAAAAUACUAAAGACUAUUUAAAUAAUGUGGGAUUGUGGAAAGGGAAUCGAAGGAUCAAAGACUUCCUGGUUGGACAACUAGAAGUUAUAAAAUAUAAAGAAAUAUGAUAAUGUAUGUGUGUAAAUGGUAUCAACUCGCUAGGAAAAUAAUCAGAGACCUACCUGCAGCAUUUAGUAAUAUCAGUAAUAUCUUUCUGUGAAUGUAAAGUGAGUUAAAGUUCAAGUGAGUUGUGUGUUCUUUAUUGUAAAUCUGGGGAAAUUCUUGUUUUUUUUAGUAGUAUAUAUUAUUAAUAUUAUUAUGGUUUCAUAGUGGCGUGUGGUGCAGUGGGUUGUGCGUUGGUGUUUGGAUCAGGGGGUCACAGGUUCAAACCCCACUGCAGUCAGCAUGUCGUUGUGUCCCUGAGACAUUUCACCCCGAAUUGCUCCUGUGGGGAUUGUCCACAGUAUUGAGUAUAUUAGUCGCUUGGGAUAAAAGUGUCUAACAAGUAAUGUAUGUAUGUAAUAGUGAUAUUUAUGUUUGUUUUUAACACUGUAACUAGCUCAGUACAGACACUGGAUUUUAAAUGAGCUGCUUUUAGCAAACAGACGGGUACAGAGAUUGGGAGAAGGAAGAACAUGUCUUCAGAAAAUAAAAUAUUUACUAUGAAGAACAAAA
This is a messenger RNA of Trematomus bernacchii (emerald rockcod), 6720 nucleotides long. It is a transcript of the gene itpr3, whose product is annotated as inositol 1,4,5-trisphosphate receptor, type 3. The transcript has 41 exons. Gene Ontology annotation, molecular function: calcium channel activity. The record is from RefSeq and is a predicted model, not a curated record. NCBI's taxonomy places the organism in Eukaryota, Metazoa, Chordata, Actinopteri, Perciformes, Nototheniidae. Gene Ontology annotation, biological process: calcium ion transmembrane transport. Gene Ontology annotation, cellular component: membrane. The coding region runs from base 1 to 5637 and encodes 1878 amino acids.